AUGGAACCCAAAAUCACCAGUAACAAGAAUGAAGGUGGUCAAAAUGGUAGUCGUAAUAACAAUGUUACUGCUUACGGAGGUAAUCAGGUGGAUAUUGGUAAACAAAUGAACAGGGAGAAGAACAUUACUGAAGAAACAGUACGAGAGGAAUCUGUGGAAGCAAACCUAGCUUCUAAGCUUCCAUACAGCAAGGCCCUAUUUCAUGAACAAGAUAUUAUUGAAGUGGAGAGUUCAGCAAACUCUUCAUAUGCUUUUAAUCCUAAUGCUGCAGGUGUUCAAGGACAUUUCCAGCAACAAACCUUCAAGGCGCAAGCAGGGGAGGCAAAUAAAGCAGCAAGGCUGACACAUAUACAUGUUGCACAAGCCUCGACAGUGGUGUUGAAAACUACUCCCAGACAAACUACCAAGCAAGGGAAACUUGUUGUAAUCUUUGAUAAGUAUGAUUAUAUGCAUACACUGACUGUGGAUUAUCAGGAAGACAGACAGAACAAAAUAAAGGAGAAUAGAGAACAACAACAACAACAACAACAAAGCAAAGACAAUAACAGGCAGAAGCAAACAGAACAGAAAAAAGAGGAGGAAUGUCAAAUCAAAGAAGGAAAAACACAAGGCAAUAGGAACAAGCAGCUCCAAAUACAAUGUGGAAACCUACUUCUACAAAUCAGACAAAAAAAAAACAGCCAGCAGACAGGUAUAACUACUAAAUCUCAACAAUUCUCUUUUACUAAUCUGGAAGUGCAGGAAAAACAGAAUGCACAGGGAGAGGAAAGAGGCAUCAAGGAUCAAAGGGAGGUAGAAGUAACAAAAAAGGAAAUAAAGGAAAGCACUGCAGGUAAGCAAAAAAUGCCAAGGCAACAGGAAGGAAAAAACAGAAAUGCAGACCCCACAGGUAUCAUAGAUGUCAAACCCAACACUAUUAAUGAUUAUGAAAUUGAAUGUUUAUCUGGAGAAGUUGAUGGAGGGAUGGAUGGGGGAUGUCAGGAGAGCCUAAAUAACAUGCUGGAAGGGGUGACCAAAGGGGGGAAUUUGCCUCAUGUUUUCCAUGAUGGUGUACACAUUGACCACAAUAGAGAAUCUACAGCCUCAGCCAGUCCUAAAAGCAAGCAGCAGCAGUCGAAACAAAAGCAACCUCAACAACAAUCUCCCAAACAGCAGCAAGACAAAGAUACUGUAAGCAAGGAAAACCAACAUAGGUAUAGCGAUCACACAGGGAAACAGAAGUCAGCCUCAAAGACAAAGGAAAAGGACACAAUUGCAAGUACGGGUAUACUGGAAAAUACUCCUAAGAGUAAAAAUACACCAAGUAAACAGAAAGGAGAUGCUGCCAAAAGAAGGAUGAAUAAAGAACAUGAGAAUGAGGAUAAUAAGUAA
This is a messenger RNA of Solanum pennellii, 1371 nucleotides long. RefSeq lists its product as uncharacterized. NCBI's taxonomy places the organism in Eukaryota, Viridiplantae, Streptophyta, Magnoliopsida, Solanales, Solanaceae. The record is from RefSeq and is a predicted model, not a curated record. The transcript is spliced from 4 exons. The coding region runs from base 1 to 1371 and encodes 456 amino acids.